AUGGCGGCCGUGUCGGUAUUCCCGUCCCCAGGCGAGCUCGGCGCGGCGCUGGCGCGGUCGGUGGCGGAGGCGGCGGCCGAGGCGGUGGCGAGCGGCGGCCGCUUCACGCUGGGGCUGUCCGGGGGCUCGCUGGUGCAGCUGCUGGCGCGGGAGCUGCCGCCCGCCCUCAGCGCCGUGGCCGGCUCCGAGCCGAGCCGUUGGCUGGUGGCGUUCUGCGAUGAGCGCCUGGUGCCGCCCGAGCACCCCGAGAGCACCGGCGGCGCCUACCGGGCCCAGCUGCUGUCCCAGCUCGCUGCCCCCCCCCAGGUGCUCUGGGUCCGUUCCGAGCUGGGCCCGGCCGAGGCUGCGCGGGAAUACGAGGGCAGGCUGAGACAGGCGUUCCCAGGCGAGGACCCCCCCCAGUUUGACCUGCUGCUGUUGGGGGUGGGGCCGGACGGUCACACCUGCUCGCUGUUCCCGGGACACGCCCUGCUCCAGGAGCAGAAUUCCCUGAUUUCCCACCUGGAGGACUCUCCCAAGCCGCCUCCCCGGCGGGUGACGAUGACGCUGCCGCUGCUCAACGCGGCCAAAUCCGUCCUGCUCGUGGCCACCGGGGCUGCCAAGGCCCCUGUGAUCAAGGUUUGGGCUGAAAUCCUGAAAUUUUGGGCAAAAUCUGGGAUUUUGGGG
Zonotrichia leucophrys gambelii is the source of this 666-nucleotide messenger RNA. Its product is annotated as 6-phosphogluconolactonase-like. The transcript has 4 exons. The record is from RefSeq and is a predicted model, not a curated record. Lineage: Eukaryota; Metazoa; Chordata; Aves; Passeriformes; Passerellidae. Gene Ontology annotation, molecular function: 6-phosphogluconolactonase activity. Gene Ontology annotation, biological process: carbohydrate metabolic process; pentose-phosphate shunt. The annotation marks the transcript as partial.